Prorocentrum cordatum is the source of this 1640-nucleotide messenger RNA. NCBI's taxonomy places the organism in Eukaryota, Dinophyceae, Prorocentrales, Prorocentraceae. The record is from the annotation of a GenBank genome assembly.
AGGCGGCCCAUGGCCGCUUUAACUCAGGGCGGCCAGGCCGCCGCGCAUCCUCGGCGCGCACAGGGCGCGGCGAGGUCAUCCUGUCAUCCGCGCCGGCGCACGGCCAGCUCGAGGACAUGCGCUGGACCGCGGCGCUGCUCGCGGCGUGGGCCGUGAAGGCCGCGAGGGGAGGGCCGGUGGGCAAGAGCGGGGGCGACGUCCAGAGCUCUGGUCCGUGCAAGGCCGCGAUCGCCAGCUACUGCCCGACGGUCCCCCCCGGCGGUGGCCAGCUUGCGCUGUGCCUGACGAAGACCGCCGCCAGGAAUGGUGCCGACAAGGGUCUGCUCGAGAGGAACGGCGUCACGUCCGCGUGCAUCACGGAGGUGAAGCACGUGCUGCGGGACUCCCCGGGCGCAGCUGCGAAGGCGAGCAAAGGCGUGAUAACCGAGGAGGCUUGCGCGCAGGAUGAGGCGGGACUCUGCGCGGGGCUCAGCGGCGAUGCUGCCCUGCCCUGCCUCCGGGCGCACAGGGAAGAGCUGUCCAGGAAGUGCUCGAAGCAGCUCUUCCUCGUCGACCAGCUGAGGGCGGGCGACAACAGGCUCGACCUGCGCGUGAUCAUAGCCUGCCAGGCGGACCUCAUGGACCCGGAAAGGUGCGGCAAGAUGGACAAAAAAAAUACGGCCUCCGCGCGCGCAAAGUGCCUCUUUGCGCAGCAGCAGGACACGCUCUCCGAGAAGUGCAGGCUCUCCUUGGCCAACAUGGAGGCGGUGGACAAAAAUGCACAGGGGGCCAAAGAGGGAGGAGGGGGUCCCUCGGCGAUGGCGGCGGCGGGAGGCGACGUCGAGACACAACGCAUGUGCAAGGAGAAGAUGAGGGAGAUCUGCGGAGGCCAGCCGAGGGACGAUCUGCCCUCCUGUGUCGAGCUGCACAUGAAGGAUCUCCCCGCAGAGUGCCACGCGGCGACAAGGCCGCGCUAGCGCGCCGCUGAGACCCGAUAGGGCCACACAUCCUGGCCUCAGAACACACACGCAGGCGGGCACGGCCUUUGAAGACGUGUGGGAGCGUGGAGGGAGAGGGAAGCAGGAUUGAGCAGAGCAUACGUCUUGCUGCAUUCCUGUUGCCAGCUUUUCUGGGGGAGGAGGUCGGAUGGAGGGCUUGGGAGGAGGAGCUGGAGGACUCCCUCUCGCCCUCCGCAGCUGCUGCACACAACCAUGGGGGAUGCUGUCCGGGAUGCUGCGCCACUUUGUCGUAAAGGCGCUGGCCUUUGAGGCCAGAUUGUGCUUCCCAGCAAGUGCGAGGCUGUUGCGCUCUGUGGUGCUGCGCAGCGAAUUGGUCCCAUGGCUUCCCCUCCCCAGCUUUCGACUCCCUUUGCUCAUCUUUGUCCUGUGACGUGCCUUUCUCGUCCUCCUCCCUCGUUCGCUGUCCAUGGCGUCUAGCUGCUGCAUCUCCAGGAGUCCAGGCCAGGAUAAUUAUUAUGCACACGAACGAACGAAGUUUCGUGCGUUCUAUCGCCCGCCUUUUCUUGAGACCUGAUUCGGCGCCUCGCGCUGCGUGCAGGGGCUGUGCUAGCUGAGACACGGCCGCCGAUGGCAAAAACACAAGACAACAGCGCCUGCACAAGUUUCAGUUAUUAGCACUGAAUGACAACAACAAUCCUCUUG